Molecule: messenger RNA, 2663 nt
Organism: Pogona vitticeps (central bearded dragon)
Lineage: Eukaryota; Metazoa; Chordata; Lepidosauria; Squamata; Agamidae
Source: RefSeq, a predicted model, not a curated record
CAACUGUGCUGAGAAUAUCCGGAAGCAUAUCCUGCAUACUGGCAAACAUGAAGGAGUAAAGAUGUACAAUUGCCCAAAGUGUGAAUAUGGAACCAAUAUACCCGUCGAAUUUCGCAACCACCUGAAAGAACUGCAUCCUGAUAUUGAGAACCCUGACCUAGCUUAUCUGCAUGCUGGCAUAGUUUCCAAAUCCUAUGAAUGUCGUCUGAAGGGUCAGGGGGCUACAUUUGUGGAAACCACCAGUCCUUUUACUACAGCAGCCCUGGAUGAAAUUUCUCCAGUGAACGAUAAGAUCUUUCAUAGUGGCAGGAGACAUCCACAAUCCACUGAGGAAGUUCAGCAGGUGAUUAUUAUUCAAGGGUAUGAUAGUGAUUUUGCAAUUGAUGCUUCAAUGGAAGAAACAGCUGCAGCUACCCUUCAGACCUUGGCAAUGGCUGGACAAGUGGCAAGGGUUGUCCAUAUUACUGAAGAUGGGCAAGUUAUAACUACAAAUCAAAAUGGCUCUCAUGUGAGCAGCAUGAUUCCAGGAGAGCUGCUCACGGAGCAACUGUCAGAUGGAAAAACACAAGUUGUUGUUGUUGAAGGACCUCUAGGAGGAGCCAGUACCACAGACGCUGUAUCCAUAGAGACUGCAUCAGACCCAAGUAAUGCCAUGGUACAACAAAUAAUAAGACAGGAAAUUUUAGAUCCAUCUGUGGUUGCCAGAGUACAUCCACCUGAAUCUGCCUCUGCACUGGAUGCCUUGCUCUGCGCCGUAACAGAACUUGGUGAAGCAGAAAACAAAGCAGAGCUCCAAGACAGGGCACAACUUCAUCAUAAAGAAGCCAUGCAAGAAUCGAACUCAGAAGAAGACAUUGUUUCUAAAGACAGCAUGUCCCAGGAAACAGAUAUGUCUCAUGAUGUUCAAGAAACUGGUGAAGAAAGAGAGUCCAUGGAAGUAGUAACACAAGUUGUGCAUCCAUCUACCAUAAUUGCAUCUGAGGAGAGAAGUCAGGUAACUUUCAAGAAGAUGGUUGAAGGAGUCCUCCAGUUUGCUGUGUGUGACACUACUGCUGCAGACCAGCUGAUGAAAGAAGGAGUCACUCAGGUCAUUUUGAAUGAGGAAGGAACUGUGCAUAUGGUGUCUAGGGAAGGAUCUCAGAUAAUAAUGCAAGAAGCUGGUAGCCACACUCUGAGUGUUCAGAGUGGACACAUGGAUUUGGUCGGGUCCAGUGGAGAAAUUUCACAGAUCAUUGUCACAGAGGAAAUUGCUCAAGCCAUGGUUCAGGAUUCUACCAGCAACUUCUCUGAUUGUGCAACCCAUUAUAUUGUAACAGGAUUACCACAGGAGGUGGAAGAUGAGUCUGGAGUAUAUUCACAUACUGUGAUAGAAACCAAUGAGCCUCAAGAAAUUUUGCAAGGCAGCACUCUUUUAAAUUCCAGCAAUAUAACCUCUAAUGGAAAUGCCGAACACCUAUCUAGUAUGGUAAUAUUUACAGAAGAUGGUUCACAAACAGCUAUUAUCCAGGGCCAAAGAGAUACCAAUGAGCUAUAAGAAGUGUAAAUGAUGAACUCUUCUUGGUUUGACAACAGAAAAGAUUAAAUGUUGAAUAUAUUAUCAUUUAUUUUUAAUUUGCAAAUCAUUCUUCAGUGGUACAUGACUAUCUAGUUGUUCAACGUAUCCCAUGUGACUUAUCAUCAGCAGUUGAGAAUGCUAUACAAAAAGGGAAUUCUCUUUGCUUUAGCUUGAAAAGUGGUCAGAUCUGGAUAUGGAUGUGGGGAAGUUUACAAAAUCCAAACAGGCAUAGAUGCAACAACCAAAGGUAUUAGUUUAAUUCCCUACAAUGCUAUGUGCUAUUUUGGAUUUUUUAGUUGUUUGUUUAUCAUCAGUUCAUUGUAUUUCAACUUGAUAUCAUUAACUUUGUAUGUUUGUAACUAAUUAUGUUAAACUUUACUUGUUUGACUUUGCAUAUGGAGAGCAAACUUAAAUAUUCAUGCACCCUGUCAUCUAGUUGAGGUAUGCCUUGAAAAUUUCUAGAUUAAAGUUGCAUUCUGCGUAUGCAGUAGUUUCAUCUUACUGAAUCAACCAGCCAUUCCCAAUUCUAGGAACACAAUCCUUUUAUUCCUGCUUUAAAAAGUGUUCCUAAUAAAAUGAUUGUGUGGCAAUUAUUUCAGCUGCCUUUCUUUGAAUAUAUGUGGUUUCUUUUGCACUUUCUCCCCAUUGGACUUCAAGUAAAAUCUUCUGCGAUCAACAUUUAAUGAACACUUCUGUGGAAAUGUUCACAUAGUAAAACUUAGAGAUUGAGAAAGACCUUAAUGACUGAACUUCUGUUUAAUUUUAUAUAAAUGACGUUUUCAUUUAAAAUGUGCAUUCAAUGUUUUGUUUUGUUUUUCACUAAAAGUGCUUCCCAUAUAUAUAGCAUCCUGCAAUUCUGACAAACAUUUGGAAACGUUAGUUGGAUCUUUUCUAUAUAUGUACAUUUCUGCCAUUAACCUUAACAGUGGAAGAGAGUUGACCUGGCAUUUCUUUCUGUACUUGAAUGUUGAUUUCUCUACUUGCCAAGAUGUUCUGAUUGUUCAUUGUAUGUUCCUGUUAAAAAGAAACAAAUUUUGAUGCAAAUGCUUCUGAGAAAUGUAAACUAUAAGAUGGAAUAUAUAGGUUUUUUCUUCUUCUUUACAUUAAA